CCAAAGCAAUAUACUCACUCCCACUACGUACACUCAUACACGUGCGACACGUACGCAUGCAAAUAAAACGAUUCGCUACUACUACUGCAACUAUUACUACAUGGCUCAAGAGAACUCAGAGGCUUCUUCCUCAGUUACAUUAAUCUCAUCUAGUAGAGGAACCAACAACAACAUUAGUAGUAGUUGGUGGGAUAUGCAUGGGAACUCCUCCUCCUCCUCCUCCUCCCUCUCCUCAUGUAGCAACACCACCAUGAAUAACAAUAGGUCGUCGUCGUCAUCAUCAUCAUCAUCAUGGCAACAACUACUGCACCGCCCGGAUCAUCGCCACGGCAACCCCUGCGGACACGUCGGCAUCGACAUGGCAUCGCAGGGGCCUCUCAAGUUGUCCAGCGAGGCCGGAGAGUCCCACUUGUGGAACCAAGUUCUCUUAAAUGCUGGAAGUAGUAUGAACAUGCAGAACACCCAUGGUGGAGAGAAUUUCCUUGAAAACCUUAGUUCCAAAAGCUUAUCAUCGGAGAUGUUCGACCCGGCCUACGAUUACUUGAAGAAAAUGGACAGCACCUGGGAGUUCAAUACAAAUGCACCAUCUCUCAACACCUUGCAAAAAGAGCUUAUGAGAAGCUACGACGGAACCAUGCUUGAGCCCGAGCGGAUGACCAACUUAUCGAACUUGGUUAUCAAUUGGUCUAUAGCUCCUCCCGACCCUCAAAUCGAUCAUCGAAUCGCGCCACCUUCGUGCGAAGUUUCUAUGGAUAAUCCUUCAGUUCAUUCUCAAUACUUGGCACCAAGUAUUUCUCACAUCGAGCACGAGGUUAUUCCUCAUUCGCAAUUGGAUUCUUGCAAUGGAAUGAUCGACGGAAGCACGAGUUACAAAGAAGAUAGCCAUCAUCAAGAGUUUGGAUACCAAAUUGGUCUCAACAAUUCAAUUCUAGGACUCAAUAACAAGCUUUGUAGUGGAUUAAUGACCGAUAUCCCGUGGUCGAACACGAGGAGUUUGUCGGAUUUUAUAUCUUUUAGUGGGUGUUUAAGCAAACCGGAGGUCGAACUAAGAGGCCCGAGUAAUCCCUAUGGGAAAAUAUCAGAUCCAUUUGAGAAGAAGAAACAAGGAUUAGAAACUUCAUCGACAAGGGUGAAUAAUAGGGGCAGCAGGACGACGAGUGACGGGAAGAAGAAACGGUCAGAAGAUAGUUCAGAAACACUUGCCAAGAAGAUUAAAAGCGAGAGCCCGACCGCAACAUCUCUCAAGUUGCAGGUGCCCAAAGUCAAGCUAACAGAUAAAAUUACUGCAUUACAGCAAAUUGUGUCACCUUUUGGAAAGACUGAUACAGCAUCAGUACUACUUGAGGCAAUAAAGUAUAUCAAAUUCUUGCAUGAGCAAGUACAGUUAUUAAGUGACCCAUACAUGAAGCCAAGCCCUACCAAGGAUAAUGCAUGGGGAGGGUUGGAUAUAAGGAAGGAAAUGGCAGAAAUAAAGAUUGACAGCCUAAGGAGUAGAGGGCUCUGCUUAGUUCCCAUUUCUUGCACUCCUCAAGUCUACAAAGAGAGCAGUGGCCCAGAUUACUGGACUCCACCUUACAGGAGCUGUUCAUAUAGAUGAUCUUUAAAUCGCAUAUAGUUAAUUGGCCUGGGUUGUAAUAGUAAAGUAUUAGAACUUGAUAUUGAAAAAUAGAUUCAUUAAAUCUGAUUAUAAUUGACUGAUUGAAUUUGACUAGAUUCGACAAAUGUAAUAUGCCAUUCUUAUCA
Messenger RNA from Ananas comosus (pineapple), 1743 nucleotides. Its product is annotated as transcription factor bHLH111-like. Gene Ontology annotation, biological process: regulation of transcription by RNA polymerase II. NCBI's taxonomy places the organism in Eukaryota, Viridiplantae, Streptophyta, Magnoliopsida, Poales, Bromeliaceae. Gene Ontology annotation, molecular function: protein dimerization activity; RNA polymerase II cis-regulatory region sequence-specific DNA binding; DNA-binding transcription factor activity, RNA polymerase II-specific. Gene Ontology annotation, cellular component: nucleus. The record is from RefSeq and is a predicted model, not a curated record. The transcript has 7 exons. Bases 101 to 1597 code for a protein of 498 amino acids.